CAAACUCUGUCAAACAUCAGCUGACAUCAGCAAAGUUUCGCGUCACGUCAGGUCAUCAACUCGUCAGUCAUCAGUCUCGUUUCAGUGUAAAUCAGUGUGCAAGGGCAAGGGCCCAAUCAAUUUUUAAGGUUGAUCUCAAAUAUUAUAAUCGUCGUUUAUAAUUUUCAAUAAGCUUUUUCUAAGACUAUGCAACGCGUAAUGUACGAUAUGCGAGCUACUGACUUUUUGGAGUAAAUUGUUCACUUCAAUAUUGUUCUUGGCACAGAAAUAUGCUUACAGCCUAAAUUGGGGUUUACUGUAGACACAUACUCAGCGAGGAAGAUCCAUUUAAUUAAUCUUACAAUGCCUGAGCAUGAAAAGAUUGCAAGGCGGGUCAGAGAUAAUGGAGCACAACCGCAUGCGUCGAAUAAGGAAUUUUCCCCUGAGACUUUUGACAAAGAAUCGAGCUCAAACAUAAAAUAUAUUGAUCCCGCCACGUUAACAUUAUGGCGGCAUCCAGUCAUGACGAUAAAUUUCUUUGUUCGAGAAUUAUUAAUUGAUGGCAGAAGUUUAUGCAAAAAGAUUUUGAGACAUUACAGAAUUGUUAUAAGUUCUUUCUUAAUUGUAGUUUUGUUUUUGUUACUUAGCAGAAUUUCCGGGCCUCAACAACAGGCGUUUAGAUAUUUAGAAAAUAAAAUCCGAAGAUGGAUGUACUGGAUUGGUUUAGGAGUUUUGUCGAGUGUAGGUUUAGGAUCAGGUUUGCAUACAUUUGUCCUCUAUCUUGGACCUCACAUUGCGGCCGUUACAAUGGCCGCAUAUAAAUGUGGAGGCCUAAACUUUCCUGAGCCACCUUACCCCGAUAAAAUAAUAUGUCCCUCGACGAUAGACGCAAUUGCAAGUGUAGGAAUCUUAAGUAUUAUGAGGAAGGUUCGAGUAGAGACAAUGCUGUGGGGAGCUGGCACAGCUUUAGGAGAAUUGCCACCUUAUUUUGUGGCCAAAGCUGCCCGAACGAGUAGCCGUAAUAGUAAAAGUGAAGACUGUGAUCAGGAAGAGCUGAAGGAAUUAGAAAUCUUGGAGUCGCUUGAAAACGGAGGAAAUGUAUCGUAUUUCCUGCGAAUUAAGCUGGCUAUGAAGAAAUUUGUUCAGAAAGCUGGAUUUUGGGGAAUAUUGGCUUGUGCAUCUAUUCCAAAUCCUUUAUUCGAUCUUGCUGGUGCGAUUUGUGGUUAUUACCUUAUUCCAUUUUGGACAUUUUUUGGUGCCACUGUGAUUGGAAAGGCAGUCAUUAAAGUCCAUAUACAACAGCUGGCUGUGAUUGUAGCGUUCAAUGAAGAAGUUCUUGAUAAAGCUCUUAACUUAAUCGCUGCUAUACCUAUUAUCGGAGAGAAGUUUCAAGAACCAUUGAAGAAAUAUCUCAUGGAGCAAAAAGGCAAAUUCCAAAACAAAGGUGCAACUGAAGCCCAUGGGUCAACAAUUAUAUCAAAGUUGUUUGAAAUGUUUGCAGUCGUGAUGGUUGGUUAUUGUUGUUUGACUAUUGUUCACGAACUGGCGCGCAAGCACCACCGCCGACGUUUUAAAACGACUACUGACUAGAAUAUGCAGGAAAGCUGAAAAGCUGCAUAAUGCUGAAGUCUUGUACAGAAUAAAUAAAAUUUUUAUAUUAUUCAUGUCCUA
Belonocnema kinseyi is the source of this 1650-nucleotide messenger RNA. It is a transcript of the gene Tango5, whose product is annotated as vacuole membrane protein 1. Lineage: Eukaryota; Metazoa; Arthropoda; Insecta; Hymenoptera; Cynipidae. The record is from RefSeq and is a predicted model, not a curated record. Bases 343 to 1569 code for a protein of 408 amino acids. The transcript has 5 exons.